Messenger RNA from Solanum stenotomum, 837 nucleotides. RefSeq lists its product as uncharacterized. Gene Ontology annotation, biological process: DNA integration. The transcript has 2 exons. The record is from RefSeq and is a predicted model, not a curated record. The coding region runs from base 1 to 837 and encodes 278 amino acids. NCBI's taxonomy places the organism in Eukaryota, Viridiplantae, Streptophyta, Magnoliopsida, Solanales, Solanaceae. Gene Ontology annotation, molecular function: nucleic acid binding.
AUGUGCUUGAAAGCUGUUGAGAUGUUAAAGAGGAACUUAAUUGAGGCUCCCAUCUUAAUUGCUCCUGAUUUGGGACUACCAUUUGAACUCAUGUGUGAUGCAAUCGACGUAGCAGUGGGUGUAGUGUUGGGACAAAGAAAGAAUAAAGUGUUCCACUCGAUCUAUUAUGCAAGCAAGACCCUUGACUCUACACAAGCUAAUUACACAAUGACUGAGAAGGAGAUGUUGGCUCUAGUGUUCGCCUUCGACAUGUUCAGAUCGUAUUUGAUAGGUACUAAAGUGAUUGUUUUUACUGACCAUGCAGCUAUUAGGUACCUAUUUAACAAGAAGGAUGCUAAACCAAGGCUCAUUCAAUGGAUAUUGCUUCCCCAAGAAUUUGACCUUGAGGUCAAAAGACAGGAAAGGUUGGGUUCUAUUUCAAGAAGACAUCAGAUGUCGCUUAGUAACAUUUUGGAGGUGGAAAUCUUUGAUGUGUGGGGUAUCUACUUCAUUGGUCCCUUCCCACUAUCUAGUGGAAACCAAUACAUUCUUAUGGUUGUGGAUUAUGUUAGUAAAUGGGUGGAUGUUGUCACUCUUCCUUCCAAUGAUUCAAGGGUGGUGAUAAAGUUCAUCAAGAAGCACAUCUUUACUCGCUUUGGCACUCCAAGGGCAAUUAUAAGUGAUGGAGGUAAGCAUUUCAUUAACCAUAUUGUUAAGAAUCUUCUUGCUAAGUAUGGUAUUCUUCAUAAGGUUGCUACAGCUUACCAUCCUCAAAUGAGUGGCGAAGUGGAGGUUUUGAACAAAGAGGUGAAGCAAAUUUUGCAGAAAACGGUGUGCGCAAAGGAAAAAUUGGUCUGA